Molecule: messenger RNA, 2645 nt
Organism: Chelonoidis abingdonii (Abingdon island giant tortoise)
Lineage: Eukaryota; Metazoa; Chordata; Testudines; Testudinidae
Source: RefSeq, a predicted model, not a curated record
CCCGCUGCCAGGCGGAGCCGGAGCCCAGCUCAUUGCGGAGCGAAGCGGCAGCCGCGAUGGCAACCACCGUGACCUGCACCCGCUUCACCGACGAGUACCAGCUGUACGAGGAAAUUGGCAAGGGGGCUUUCUCGGUCGUGCGACGCUGCGUCAAACUCUGCACCGGCCAUGAGUACGCAGCCAAGAUUAUCAACACCAAGAAGCUCUCUGCAAGAGAUCAUCAGAAGUUGGAGCGCGAAGCCCGGAUUUGCCGUCUCCUGAAGCAUUCCAACAUCGUUCGUCUCCAUGACAGCAUAUCCGAGGAGGGCUUCCACUACCUCAUCUUUGAUUUGGUCACUGGUGGGGAGCUCUUUGAAGACAUCGUGGCCCGGGAAUAUUACAGCGAAGCCGAUGCCAGUCAUUGCAUCCAGCAGAUCCUGGAGGCUGUUCUCCAUUGCCACCAAAUGGGGGUCGUCCACAGAGACCUCAAGCCGGAGAACCUGCUCCUGGCCAGCAAGUGCAAAGGCGCGGCGGUGAAGCUGGCGGAUUUUGGCCUGGCCAUCGAGGUGCAGGGGGAUCAGCAGGCUUGGUUUGGCUUAGCCGGCACCCCCGGUUACCUCUCGCCUGAAGUGCUGCGCAAAGAAGCGUACGGCAAACCCGUGGAUAUCUGGGCAUGUGGUGUGAUCCUUUACAUCCUGCUAGUCGGUUACCCUCCCUUCUGGGAUGAGGACCAGCACAAACUGUACCAACAGAUCAAGGCUGGUGCCUACGACUUCCCUUCUCCCGAGUGGGACACGGUCACCCCCGAAGCCAAAAACCUCAUCAACCAGAUGUUAACCAUCAACCCGGCCAAAAGAAUCACAGCCCACGAAGCCCUGAAACACCCAUGGGUCUGCCAACGUUCCACCGUGGCCUCCAUGAUGCACAGGCAGGAGACCGUAGAGUGUCUGAAAAAGUUCAACGCCAGGAGGAAGCUCAAGGGGGCGAUUCUCACCACCAUGCUGGCCACAAGGAACUUUUCAGUCGGCAGACAGACCACCGCUCCCGCCACAAUGUCUGCAGCCGCCUCCGGUGCCACCAUGGGGUUGGUGGAACAAGCAGCUAAGAGCUUACUGAACAAGAAGGUCGAUGUUGGCAAGCCGCAGACGAACAGCAGCAAAGGCAGCGCAGGGGUCACCAGCCCGAAAGGAACCCUCCCUCCAGCUGCACUGGAGCCUCAAACCACCGUUAUCCAUAACCCCGUGGACGGCAUUAAGGAAUCGUCCGACAGCACCAACACCACCAUAGAGGACGAGGACACGAAAGCUGCCAGGUUCUCUGACAUUUUAUUCACGGUGAGGAGGGGCUCGGGGCCCCUGGACGCCGAAGGGCUGCAACCUGCCACCAGCCAGCCCUGCCCAUCUCCAGCUGUCACAAACCCUCCACCUCCCCAGCCCGCUAAGUUCUCUGACAUUUUAAGCACGAUGAGGAAGGGCUCCGGGCCCCUGGAUGCUGAGGGACCGCAGCCUGCCGGGAGCCAACCCUGCCCGUCUCCAGCCCUGGCGACCCCUCUUGUUCCCCAGUCCACCAGGUUCUCUGACCUUUUGAACACCGUGAGGAGGGGCUCUGGGCCCCCGGACACUGCCGUCAGCCAGCCCUGCCCAUCUCCAGCCGUCACGAACCCUCUGCCUCCCCUACCCCGCAAGCAGGAAAUCAUCAAGAUCACCGAGCAGCUGAUUGAGGCCGUGAACAACGGGGACUUCGAGGCCUACGCGAAGAUCUGCGACCCAGGCCUGACAUCAUUCGAACCCGAAGCCCUGGGCAACCUGGUCGAGGGGAUGGAUUUCCACAGAUUCUACUUCGAAAACUUGUUAUCCAAAAACAACAAGCCCAUCCACACGACCAUCCUGAACCCCCACGUACAUGUGAUCGGGGAGGACGCCGCCUGCAUCGCCUACAUCCGCCUGACGCAGUACAUUGACGGGCAGGGCCGCCCCCGCACCAGUCAGUCAGAGGAGACCCGCGUCUGGCACCGCCGCGAUGGCAAGUGGCAGAAUGUCCACUUCCACUGCUCGGGGGCGCCCGUGGCACCGCUGCAGUGAAGAGCUACCGCUGGCUGUUUUGGUUUCAUCCCGAAGGAGACGGUGAUUUGAGCUGAGCCGCUAGCCGGGAGCAGCGGUGCCAAGCACGCGCCCGCAUGCACGUGUUCCCCCUCCCCCUGCCCGUUUCCAGUGCCUGUGUUUGCAGAAAAAUACCAACAAAAAAAAAAACAACAACAAAAAAAAACCCAACCCCACCCCGAGCCCAGCCCGGCCAUGACUUCUCCAGAUCCAGCCGCCCCCGUCCCUGCCCCCCCGUGUCUGUCCAGCCAAGUGAGCAGGUGUUGCGAUGAAACUGUUCCGACUCUGAUACAAACCUUCCUUCCAAAGCCCCACGCCACCCACCCCCCGCGCUGCCCGCCCCUGCACUGAGCGGCGCUCCGCCGAGACGACUUGCAUUCUCUGUCGAAGCAUGGACCUUCCCCGUGGUCGUGUCCCGUGGUCGUGUUUGCGCUUGGACAUCUGUGACAUGUUUUUCGAACCGUUCCUCGACAGCGGACUCUGCUCCCGAGCGCUCGGGCUUCCCCGGAUCUUCCCCUUCUAGUUGUGCUUGUGGAUUGUUCUGAUGAUGAUGACAUUACUAUUCUU